Molecule: messenger RNA, 4057 nt
Organism: Orbicella faveolata
Lineage: Eukaryota; Metazoa; Cnidaria; Anthozoa; Scleractinia; Merulinidae
Product: monocarboxylate transporter 10-like
Biological process (GO): transmembrane transport
Molecular function (GO): transmembrane transporter activity
Source: RefSeq, a predicted model, not a curated record
UAUAUGGGGUCCGCUUAAUACAGGUUUGACUGUACGCCAUUUUUACGAGCACAAUCGACAAGAGCUUAACGACGAUUGUUCAACUCGCAGCACCUUGCCUGCAGGGUGAACUCUCAGUUGAGAAAUAAUAAAAAUUUAGAGAUUUUACUUCAUAUUAUUUUCACGAUUCAGGGUUAGUGCCUAACAAUUUCCUUGUGAAGUUUAAGAAAAGAAAAAAAAUUAACAAGUGCUCCAGAGUUUCUCGAAUUAAUACUUGCGCUAGCAAAAUAUUCAUAUAAAAGUUUUCAAAAUCAGGCAAAGCGUAUAUACAACAAAAGAAUAUUUCUUGCCAUGAUAUUAUUUGAAGCGUUAAUUUUGCUUAAGAGAGAGUAUAAGUACUAGGAAUUUGUAUUCUUUUCUGCCAUCUUGGGCCUUAAUUCCGCCUUUUCACAAUCCAGAAGUCCAUUUCUGACAGGUUUGCAUCCGGUUAUUCUCGACAGCGUUGUUUACCAGUUGCAUCAUCCGUUUCCGUUCUUCCCACGGUCUGUUAUCAAAUUACUAUUGAAAAAUGCGAUGUCAAUUUUUCUCAAGCGCAACAAAAGGUGAGAAAAUUUUACUAUCACCUCUGAAACUUGUUGUAGAUACUUCCUCUUUCGUCAGAUCGAGUCUUUUCGGAAGCUUAAGUUCUCGAAGGGGUGACUCAUUCGAUGUAAGUACUUAGCAAAUAUUCGAACAACUCGAACUAUCCGUUUGAGCCAUGGCCAGGAGCGAUCGAAUAACGCUUCGAAAAUAAUGUUCGUAAGGAGGUGAGUUUCAGCGUCUCCCGAACAGAAAUGAACACAAUUCUGAAAAUGCAGGUUUUCUUACAACUAACGGGAUCCACAUUUUAUUUUGUGAAGCUAUUUGGUGGCUUACUUUAAAUGUUAGGUGAUGAACUGAGCUUUUGUGAAUAUUGUAAUUUAAGAGCUUUUGCAAUCUUUCGUCGAUUACCGGCUUAGCUGAAACGUAUUUGACUUUCACUGUUUUCAGAAGGAAUUAAAAUAAAUUGACCUUGAUCUCAAAUAUUUCAAGCAUUACAAUCACGCGGAAAGUAUUGCAGUAUACUUCAACAGCCGGUUUUUCUUACAAUAAUAUUAUAUUGUUUUAGUUUACCUUGGGCAAAAAAUAUUCACACCUAUUGUAGCAAUAAUUCGUGCCUUACCACACGACGAGGCCUUAAAAUAAAACAUUGCACCUGUUCUAUUUCAAUUAAGGAAGAAUUACUUUUAUUCACAGUCAACCUAAAUGGAAAAACGUGCUUGUAGGACUUCAUGUUUUUCAGUAUUUUAAGUUUAAUUCAAUUUACUAUCAUGGAAGUACUUGAAGUACAGUACAACAAGUUUUUAAUUGAGACGUGUAAGAGCUUAUCGUUUUUUCCUAAGAAUAUCGUAGACCUUUUGCCCAUGCUAUGCUUUAGUUGUAUUUUCAUCUAACAAUGUCAUACAUUUGUUUUUUCAAGAGAAACAGACGGACCUAUCACCUGCCAUUAACUGUCAGAAUUCCAGGAACAAUUAAAUAUUAGACAGCUCAGUACCCCGAAAGGUACCCCAAAAGCUCCUGCCACUGUGGACGUUUCAAGGCUGAACACCCUAAGAGGAGUACUUUGCAGAAUCAGUCAAAACAGCAUUUAGCUUUUGUGGGAUCAUGCCAACCAUUUCCUAAAAAGCCUCCUAAAAUAUACUGUGAACAUGGAAGAUAAAGAACGAAUGCUUGGAGACAAUACCGAUGCAGAAGAAUCACAACAAGACAACUGUGGAAAGCCUGAAGGUGGCUGGGGCUGGGUUGUAUGCUGUGGCACAUUCAGUGUCAACUUUAUAGUGUUUGGAAUUCAUAACUCCUUUGGUGUAGUCUAUGAAUAUUUGGUGGACGAACAAAACAUGGGAGAAGCAGAGACAGCAUGGGUCGGCGCCAUGGCUGCAUCCCUCAACUUCUUCUUUGGUCCGCUGACCAGUAUUUUGUGUGACCGCUUUGGUUGUCGUCGAGUAGCCUUUGUUGGAGCUGUUCUUUCAGUAUCUGGACUUUUUCUUACGUCGCUUGUCACGCGUCUGCAUUACAUGUACCUCACUUAUGGACUCCUUUGGGGGAUAGGCUCGAGUUUUUCUUUUGUUCCUUCUAUCGUGAUGCUGGGAGAGUACUUUGAUAAAAGACUGGCUUUAGCAAAUGGACUGGGCACUAGCGGAAGUGGAGUAGGCUCAUUGGUAGCCUCGCCUGCGAUUAACUACUUACUACGGGUUGUUGGAUGGAGUAAUUCUUUGCGUAUACUUAGUGGUGCCGCGGUGUUUCUAGUUGUAGCGUGCUUCCUCUACAAGCCUCACAAAACGAGACAGCGUGACAGGAACGUGACAAAACAAUGCAGUCAAUUGUGUGACGUUUCCAUUUGGAAAAACCGUGCCUAUGUAGCUUGGGUUCUAACAGUAGCGCUUUUCCAGUUUGGAUAUCCAGUCCCUUUCGUCCAUUUGGUAAAAUACGCAGACGAUCUUGGUAUCCCACCUUCUAAGGGCUCGUGGCUCGUCGGCUUUCUGUCAAUCACGUCCACCGUGGGACGAGUGAUCUUCGGCAAGCUUUGUGAAUUGCGGUGCAUCAACAAGAUUUACGUGUAUCAGUUUUCACUGCUCGCCAUAGGACUCAGCACAGUGAUCUGUCCGUUCACAGCGAGUUACGCAGGUCUCGUGGCCUAUUCUGUUGUGUUUGGGUUUUUCGAUGGAUGCUUUGUGGGUCAAGUCGCGGUAAUCACGGGAGAUAUCGCGGGCAAGGAGAGACUCUCACAAGCGAUAGGCAACAUGUUUGGUGUUCUGGCCAUACCUAUGAGUCUUGGUCCGCCAGUUGCAGGCUGGCUUUACGAAUCCUCGGGCUCUUACCAUCAAGCCUUCUUUGUGUGCGGUGGUGUGGCCAUUGUUUCAUCUCUCUUCGUUUUUAUCGUGUCUCACUUGGAUCGAAAUCAAAGGCGACGUUGCACCCUCCGAAAACGCUUAAGUAAAACAGCCGACCCAAGCGCCGCCUGUGUAUGCGAAGAGAGUGUGGAAACCGGAAGUGAAAUGUCUGCCUUGGUAGAAAUGAUUUCCCGUGAAGUGCUCAUCGUCACGGACAAAGAAACUGUGUUAUAGUUGAUAGAUUGCGUGACAAGCUGAACUAACCGCCACUUCGGUACAGAUGCGUAAAACUGUCUUCAUCAACUUUAAUUUUUUCAAGUAAUAAUUUUUUCUUCCUCUCUUUAUUGAUGUUUUAAAUGCUUGGCGUAUUAGCAAAGAGAGAUUUCUGUCUCUAGGACUUACUCGGCUGGAUUGAAGUGAGGGAGGGUGGUGUGGGGUGGAAUUUCAUGCGUUUUACCUGUGAUAAGAAUUGCGCAUGUGUUGCCAGCGUAAGUAAACAUUGUACGCUAAAUAAGAAAAUAAUAGGUUAAGAUUAGAUCGGAAACAAAAUUGAAGAAAAGGAAAAGAGUUUUUAACAAAGUUAUCGUGGGUAGGGAGUCUAACGAGAUAAUUGUCCGCUAUUUCAAGCGUACACUUCUUUAUAGAAAAAAACAUAUGCGUUGUUAUAUUUUGAGAAUCAUAUUUUUUUAUGGUUGGUAUUUUUCUACUUGUGUAAUAUGGGCCGUUUUAUUUACAUUUAUAAACUUAUGCGGCGAUGAUAUAUCGUUAAUUAUUUAUUGAUGGUGUAUAAUAAUAUAUCAAUAUCUGGGAGUGGCUUGCGGACCACAUUGGAACUGGCUAUGUACGUUUAACAAAGAUUAAUUUAUGUUUAUAUUAUAUGGGAAUUUUUAGUCAUAACAGUUAUUUAAGUAUAAUAUAACAGAGAAAUUUAAGAAUUUACUUCUGCCAUAUACAUUUAAUUUAAUGCAACUGGUAUUUCGUACUAAUCUCGUAUAUUUAAAGACGACUUACGUAUUUAAAAUUGCUAAAUUAAAUUUGUUUGGAAGACGUAACUAUAUAAUGAUUAUGGAAUAAUUAUCAAACUAGAAAUUUAAAGGUAAACAAGAAUGUUGAAACAUUGGGGAUAAUUUGGUUUGCGGAAGGCAACAAGAAUCGCAGAAAGGACUCUU